AUUCGAAGCCGUGAUAGCGCGAGUCGCCAUCGAAGAUAAGGCCGUCACCGAGAUGCUGAAAGACCGCGAACAAAAAUAUGACGAGGUGGUCACCACCGCCUCGGCCCCGUUCAACAAGACGGUCGCCAGCAGUCCCAAGAAAUCCGGCAGAUUCGGCCUUUCAUUGUUUUCA
Messenger RNA from Mesorhabditis spiculigera, 172 nucleotides. The record is from the annotation of a GenBank genome assembly. Lineage: Eukaryota; Metazoa; Nematoda; Chromadorea; Rhabditida; Rhabditidae.